Pogona vitticeps (central bearded dragon) is the source of this 1704-nucleotide messenger RNA. RefSeq names its product family with sequence similarity 78 member A (gene FAM78A). The record is from RefSeq and is a predicted model, not a curated record. NCBI's taxonomy places the organism in Eukaryota, Metazoa, Chordata, Lepidosauria, Squamata, Agamidae.
CUCUCGGCCCGCGGGCCGGAGACUGAGCGCCGGCUGCCGCAGGAGAGGAGAGGAGAGCCGGCGGCGCCCUCUCUCUCGCUCCCCGAAAAGAGGAGGAAGGGGGGAAAGGAAAGGGAAGGAGACAGACAGAAAGAAAACGAACAACACCCAAAACUUCCGGGGAAGUUCUGAAUGACUGGAAGUCCGGAAGUGAAAAACUUCAAGCUUUCACAGAGGAGCGGAGAGCACAGACAGAAAGAGAUGGAUUUAUUAUUCAUCUAGAGGGUCGUCGUCAUCCUGGUUUAAAAGGAGAACUGUUGGAAAUCCAAAUAAAAAAUUAAAAAUCUGUCAAAGGGAAUAGAAGGCGAAUUCUCGUUGGAGAACUGCUUUCAAAGAGAGAAAGGCGGGCGACCGUGUGGGGUUAGAAAGGAAAGUCUUCCCCGAAACCACAGAUUCAUUAUUUGUUGAAAUUCAAGGUCUCUCUGCUCCUUGCCAUUGUUGUUUUUUUUAAGCUUUGGACCCAAAGAAUAAUUCACGAGACUUUUUCGCCUGUAAACUGCACAGAGAUUUCUCUACAAAGGCCCGUUUGCGACCUGAAUUGAGUUGCAGCAAAUUCUCUUCUUUGGGAGUUCAGUGUUUUUUUUUUUUUUUUCCCCCAAAGAAAGUUCAGAAACUUUUCUUCCCACCAUGAGUCUUCUAUCCUAUGGAUAUCCGUUUUGAGAUAACAGAUGAGGAGAAUUGCUGGUGUCUUUUGGGGAUUGUACUGUUGUUUGGGGCCAUGGGCUGCAUCCAGAGCAUUAGCUGCAAAUCCAAAGGCUUUCGGGAAGCCAUCUCCGUGAUCGACGUCAAGGCCUUCAUCGAUCCUGUCCCGACCAACAUCGACGAGUCGUCCAGCGUGGUCCUGAGAUACCGAACCCCGCAUUUCCGGGCCUGCGCUCAGGUGUUGGUACCGCCUCUUCCCAAGAAAGAGACGUGGAUCAUCGGAUGGAUCCAGGCGUGUAACCACAUGGAAUUUUAUAACCAGUACGGGGAGCAUGGAAUGUCCAGCUGGGAACUUCCAGAUCUCCUUGAGGGCAAGAUCCAAGCGAUCAGCGAUUCCGAUGGGGUCAAUUACCCGUGGUACGGGAACACCACGGAAACGUGCACCAUCGUGGGCCCCACCAAGAAAGAAGGAAAAGUCAUCGUCAGCAUGAAUGAUAACUUCUACCCGAGCGUCACCUGGGCGGUGCCGGUGAGCGACAGCAACGUGGCCAAGCUGACGAACAUCCACCGGGACCAGAGUUUCACCACGUGGCUCGUGGCCACCAACACCGCCACCCACGAAAUGGUCAUCCUGCAGACCAUCAAGUGGCGGAUGAAACUGGGCAUUGAGGUGAGCCCCACCAAGCCGCUGGGCCACCGUGCCAAGCUGAAGGAGCCCCACGCUCAGGAACCCCCCCAGGUCCUCAGCAGAAAUGAGCCGAUACCGCCAAGUGCCCUUGUGAAACCCAACGCCAACGAUGCCCAGGUGCUGAUGUGGAGGCCGAAAGAGGGGCGCCCUCUUGUGGUGAUACCUCCAAAGCAUCGGUAAGGAGACCCCCCACCCGUUGCCCUGUGUUCGGGCCGCACGGGGAGGGGGGGGAAGGAGGAGGCAUAAGACCCACUUCGUGUUUAAGAGAAACGUAUAUUAUUUAAGCAAAAACAGAGAUGCACUUUUUAACUUGUUUGACAAAAAAAAGAGGAAAA